GUGGAGUCUGCCGAGGCUCUCCGCGGUGGCUGAGACUACUGAGCGGAAAAUGGCUCGGACAAGGGUGGCUUCGGCAGCUCGGGUUGUGACAGACGCGGAUACUCACGCAGCUUGAGGUCUUGCUAUUGGGAACUAUAAGAAAAAAUAGAUUACAGGAAGGUUGGUCUUCUAAGUGGACAUGGCUCAGAUAUCCAGCAACAAUGGAUUUAAGCAAUGUUCAUCCUCACAUGUGGAACCAGUGAGAACAAAAGAUGUGGACAAAGAAGAAGCGUUACUGAUGGAAGCAGAGGCUUUAGCAAAGCUGCAAAAAGAUAAACGAGUAACUGAUGAUCAGCGAAGCUUUGAGUUGUCAAGCAGCACCAGACAAAAAGCACAAGUUUAUAACAAACAGGACUAUGAUCUCAUGGUGUUUCCUGAAUCAGAUACCCAAAAAAGAGCAGUAGAUAUUGAUGUCGAAAAGCUCACCCAGGCUGAACUGGAGAAACUGUUGCUAGACGACAGUUUCGAGCCAAUGAAAACACCUGCGCUGCCAGUUACUCCUGUUCUGAGCCCUUCGUUUUCGGCACAGCUGUGUCUUAGACCUACUGUUCAGCGAGGACAGUGGCCAACUGGUUUGUCUGGGCCUUCCACUUACACUUUGCCUUCUAUUUAUCAGUCAACUUAUAGUAGUAAACAGACUACAUUCCAAAAUGGCUUUAAUCCAAGAAUGACUACCUUUCCAUCCACAGACCCUAUAUAUUUAAGUGUUCCAGGACAGUCUCCAUAUUUUCCAUAUCCUUUGACACCUGCCACGCCGUUUCAUCCACAUGGAAGCUUACCUGUCUAUCCUCCAGUAGUCAGUCCUGACAUGGCAAAGCUGUUUGAUAAAAUAGCUAGUACGUCAGCAUUUCUAAAAAAUGGAAAAGCAAGGACUGAUUUGGAGAUAACAAAUUCAAAAGCUACAAUCAGCAAUCUACAGGUAUCUCCAAAGUCUGAAGAUAUCAGUAAAUUCGACUGGCUAGACUUGGAUCCUCUGAGUAAGCCUAGGGUGGACAAUGUAGAGGUUUUAGAGUGUGAAGAAGAGAAAACUGUUCCAGGUUUGCUAGUAGAGGAUCCUUGGGAUGCGGUUCUUCUUGAAGAGAGAGCGCCAGCAAGUUGUCACCUUGAAAGAAAGGUGAAUGGAAAAUCUCCUUCUGGGGCAAUGGUAACAAGAAGCCAGUCUUUAAAUAUUCGAACAACUCAGCUUACAAAAGUCCAGGGCCAAAUAUCUCAGAAAGACCCAAAUGGGACCAGUAGUUUGCCACCCGGAAGUUCUCUUCUACAAGAAAUUGAAGUACAAAACGAAGAAGUGGCAGCUUUUUGUCAAUCCAUUACAAAAUUGAAGACCAACUUUCCAUAUACCAAUCACCACACAAAUCCAGGCUAUUUGUUAAGUCCAGUCACAGUGCAAAGAAACAUAUGUGGAGAAAAUGCUAGCGUGAAGGUCUCCAUUGAAAUAGAAGGAUUUCAACUCCCAGUUACUUUUACAUGUGAUGUGAGUUCUACUGUAGAAAUCAUUAUAAUGCAAGCCCUUUGCUGGGUACAUGAUGACUUGAAUGAAGUAGAUGUUGGCAGCUAUGUUUUGAAAGUUUGUGGUCAAGAGGAAGUGCUACAGAAUAAUCAUUGCCUUGGAAGUCAUGAACAUAUUCAGAACUGCCGAAAAUGGGACACAGAGAUUAAACUACAACUUUUGCCAUUAAGUGCAAUGUGUCAAAAUCUAGCCCGAACAGCGGAAGAUGAUGAAACACCAGUGGAUUUAAACAAACACCUGCAUCAAAUAGAAAAACCUUAUAAAGAAGUCAUGACAAGACACCCUAUUGGAGAACUCUUAGAUUCUUAUCACCACCAAGUGGAGCUGGCUCUUCAAGUUGAAAACCAGCACCGAGCAGUAGAUCAAGUUAUUAAAGCUGUAAGGAAAAUCUGUAGUGCUUUAGAUGGUGUGGAGACUCCUGCCAUUACAGAAUCAGUCAAGAAGCUAAAGAGAGCAGUUAAUCUUCCAAGGAGUAAAAGUGCUGAUGUGACUUCACUGUCCGGAGAGGGGGACGCUCCCAGGAGUGUGACUAGGGGCUCAGUGAAUCCUGAAAAUCUUGUUCAAGUAAGCAUGGACCAGUUAACUGCAGCGAUUUAUGAUCUUCUCAGACUCCAUGGAAAUUCUGGUAGGAGUCCUGCAGACUGUGUCCAAAGGAACAGGAGCAUCAAGGAAGCAUGGACCACAGCAGAACAGCUCCAGUUUACUGUUUUUGCUGCGCAUGGAAUUUCAAGCAAUUGGGUAUCAAAUUAUGAAAAAUACUACUUGAUAUGUUCCCUGUCUCACAAUGGAAAGGAUCUUUUUAAGCCUAUUCAAUCAAAGAAGGUUGGCACCUAUAAGAAUUUCUUCUAUCUUAUUAAAUGGGAUGAGCUAAUUAUUUUCCCCAUCCAGAUAUCACAAUUGCCAUUAGAAUCUCUUCUUCACCUUACUCUUUUUGGGAUUUUAAAUCAGAGCAGUGGAAGUUCCCCUGAUUCUAAUAAGCAGAGAAAGAGGCCAGAAGCUUUGGGCAAAGUUUCUUUACCUCUUUUUGAUUUUAAACGGUUUUUAACAUGUGGAACUAAGCUUCUAUAUCUUUGGACUUCGUCACAUAUAACCUCUAUUCCUGGAACAAACCCCAAAAAAGGAUAUGUGAUGGAAAGAAUAGUGUUACAGGUUGAUUUUCCUUCUCCCACAUUCGAUAUUGUUUACACCACUCCUCAAGUUGACAGAAGUGUUGCACAACAAUACAACUUGGAAACAUUGGAAAACGAUAUAAAAGGGAAACUUCUCCGUAUUCUCCACAAAGACUCAUCACUUGGACUUUCUAAAGAAGACAAAGCCUUUUUGUGGGAAAAACGUUAUUACUGCCUCAAACACACAAAUUGUCUUCCUAAAAUACUAGCAAGUGCCCCAAACUGGAAAUGGGUUAAUCUUGCCAAAAUCUACUCAUUGCUUCACCAGUGGCCUCCAUUAGACGCACUGACUGCAUUGGAGCUUCUUGAUUCAAAAUUUGCUGAUCAGGAAGUGAGGUCCCAAGCUGUGACCUGGAUCGAAGCUCUUAGUGAUGAUGAGCUGACAGAUCUUCUUCCACAGUUUGUACAGGCUUUGAAAUAUGAAAUUUAUUUGAACAGUUCAUUGGUACGCUUCCUUCUGUCCAGGGCAUUGGGAAAUAUACAGAUAGCGCACAAUUUAUAUUGGCUCCUCAAGGAUGCCCUGCAUGACGCACAGUUCGGCGCGCGAUAUGAACACGUUUUGGGGGCUCUCCUGUCAGUGGGAGGAAAAGGGCUCAGAGAAGAACUCUUGAAGCAAUCAAAACUUGUACAGCUUUUGGGAGGAGUAGCAGAAAAAGUAAAGCAGGCUAGUGGAUCAGCCAGGCAGGUUGUUCUGCAGAGGGGUAUGGAACGGGUUCAGUCCUUCUUUCUGAGAAAUGAAUGUCGUCUCCCUCUUAGUCCAAGUCUUGUGGCAAAAGAAUUAAACAUUAAGUCAUGUUCCUUCUUCAGUUCUAAUGCUGUGCCCCUGAAGGUCACAAUGGUCAAUGCCGAUCCAAUGGGGGAAGAAAUUAACGUCAUGUUUAAGGUUGGUGAAGAUCUUCGGCAAGAUAUGUUAGCUUUACAGAUGAUAAAGAUAAUGGACAAAAUAUGGCUUAAAGAAGGACUAGAUCUGAGGAUGGUGAUUUUCAAAUGUCUCUCAACUGGCAGAGAUAGAGGGAUGGUGGAGCUAGUUCCCGCUUCAGAUACGCUGAGGAAAAUCCAAGUGGAAUAUGGCGUGACCGGGUCCUUUAAAGAUAAACCACUUGCAGACUGGCUGAGGAAGUACAACCCUUCUGAGGAGGAAUAUGAGAAGGCUUCUGAGAAUUUUAUCUACUCUUGUGCUGGAUGUUGUGUGGCUACCUAUGUUUUAGGCAUCUGUGAUCGACACAAUGAUAACAUAAUGCUUCGAAGCACAGGACACAUGUUUCACAUCGACUUUGGGAAGUUCUUGGGCCAUGCACAGAUGUUUGGUAGCUUCAAAAGGGAUCGGGCUCCUUUUGUGCUGACCUCUGACAUGGCGUAUGUCAUCAACGGGGGUGAAAAGCCCACCAUUCGUUUCCAGUUAUUUGUGGACCUGUGCUGCCAGGCCUACAACCUGAUAAGGAAGCAGACCAACCUCUUUCUUAACCUCCUUUCACUGAUGAUUCCCUCAGGGCUGCCAGAACUUACAAGCAUUCAAGAUUUGAAAUAUGUUAGAGAUGCCCUUCAACCCCAAACUACGGAUGCAGAAGCUACAAUUUUCUUUACUAGGCUGAUUGAAUCAAGUUUGGGAAGCAUUGCCACAAAGUUUAACUUCUUCAUUCACAACCUUGCUCAGCUGCGUUUUUCUGGUCUUCCUUCCAAUGAUGAGCCCAUCCUUUCAUUUUCACCAAGAACAUACUCCUUUAAGCAAGACGGCCGAAUCAAGGAAGUCUCUGUUUUCACUUAUCAUAAGAAAUACAACCCGGAUAAACAUUAUAUUUACGUAGUCCGAAUUUUGAGGGAAGGACAGCUUGAGCCAUCAUUUGUGUUCCGGACAUUUGACGAGUUUCAGGAACUUCACAACAAGCUCAGUAUUAUUUUUCCACUUUGGAAGUUACCAGGCUUUCCUAAUAGGAUGGUUCUAGGAAGAACACACAUAAAAGAUGUAGCAGCCAAAAGAAAAAUUGAGUUAAAUAGCUAUUUACAGAGUUUGAUGAGUGCUUCAGCGGAUGUAGCAGAGUGUGAUCUUGUUUGUACUUUUUUUCACCCUUUACUUCGUGAUGAGAAAGCUGAAGGAAUAGCUAGAUCUGCAGGUCCCUUCAGUCCUACUCCAGGCCAAAUAGGAGGAUCGGUGAAACUCUCUGUCUCUUACCGAAAUGGCACUCUGUUCAUCAUGGUGAUGCACAUCAAAGACCUUGUCACUGAAGAUGGGGCUGACCCAAAUCCAUACGUCAAAACAUACCUACUUCCAGAUCCCCACAAAACAUCCAAACGUAAAACCAAAGUUUCGAGAAAAACUAGGAACCCGACAUUCAAUGAAAUGCUUGUGUACAGCGGAUAUAGCAAAGAAAUCCUAAGACAGAGAGAACUUCAACUAAGUGUACUCAGUGCAGAGUCUCUACGGGAGAAUUUUUUCUUGGGUGGAAUAACCCUGCCUUUGAAAGAUUUCAACCUGAGCAAAGAGACGGUUAAGUGGUAUCAACUGACGGCAGCAACCUAUUUUUAAGCUAGUGAAUUUCUGAGCUUUGGAAGCACCAUCUGUGCGUGUGCACACACGCACGCACACACACAGGAGAACUGUUUAUACUGCUUUUAUACUUGGACAGAAUUUAUAAAGUAAAACGUAUGUGUUGGGUUCAACAUCUGUGUUGGACCAGCUGUCACAUAAUUAACUUCUAUGAAUUUGUUGAAGCCAUUGCUGUUUUAAAGUCAUUAUGUAGAAUGCUAUAAACCCUAAACUUAAUAUAUAAUAAGUCUGAAAGAGACUUAUCUGGUGAACAGUUUAACCCUCUCUUGGGUAAUUCAGAGAACUAGCUUUAGUUUGGUCUGUUUUUCGCUCUUUCUUACACAGACAGUGCGUGUUUGUUUGCUGGUUUGCACCUUCUGCAGCCUCCACCAGAGUCGUGUUUGCAGACACCAAAGCACAGGGCAGGUGCGGGGUGUCGCCGUCGAUGCAGCUGCUAUGCACAGGGCCGAGAAGCAAAGCACAGAUUAUAGAUCGUUAUGUUGAGAACUACUAAGUCAUUUGUAGAAGUAGGGAGAAAUAAUACUUUUUAUUUUUCAUGUCUUUAAAGCCUUUUUCAGAAUUGAGUGCCAGUUACUGAAGUUGUAAAUAAUGGUGCCUUAACUUCACAUGCUUUCCUGGCACUUCAUUCUGAUUAUUUUUCCUGACUUGAUCAAUAGUAAAUAGUUUUCACUCACUUUCAACUUACUCAAGACAUUAUGUACACUGACUAGUGUUUUUCCCACAAAAAGAUCAUUUUCUUUACUUCUGACAUGUGACUUAUUUAAAGUCAGCCAUCUGAUUUAUGUUUUUGUUGCCUGGUAACUGAGAUUCAUCAAUGUAGCAAUACACUAAAUUUUAUCAUUCCAUUAUAAUCCUACCUUUAUUCCCAGGAGCGUGAGUUGAAGUUUGGUAGUUUCACUUCCAUGUGUCUGUACUCCAGUCCCUCAUUAAACAAGUGAAAUUGUUUACCCGUGAACCCAUUCCUGGUUGGCAGAACUGUAGUGCGUAGGGCCGACUCUUCACAGCAGGCCCAGGACAAGAUUCUGGGGUCCAGACGAAAUUUUUAUAUAGGCUUUAUGGCAAAGUUGGUCUUGUAAUCUGUUUUACACUUGUAGGCAUACAUCCAAAAAAAUAACUUUUUUAAGAAAAGUUACUUUCCUUAAAAUAAUGUGACUCUGAAUCAUAAGGGACAUAUUGAAAUUAUUUACAGUAACCAUUAAGAGUAAGAUUCAUUUUUAUUGUUCAAGUUCACAUAGUUUUAUGUUUAGUUUGGACAAAUAUGUAUAUAUAUAUAUUCUCAUGGCUAAAAUAGAAAUUCACUCUUUCAAUGAUAACAGAGAUUGUAACACUCUAGGUGCUGUGAGAUAACUGACAAAAUACGCGAUGCAAAUACCAAGAGGGACAGGGCCGUUUGCCGUUCAGGCGUCCAGGACAGAGUUUUUUACACGGGCUGUGUGGGUGCUUCACGCACAGGGUGAUACGUGCAGAGCAGAAAUAGAUAGUUGAGGAUGUGUUGGUGAAACAGGCUAAUAAGAAAUGAGAAAAACUUGAAAUUUUUGGUGCCUAACACUAAUGGUCCAUUUGUAAGAAACCCCGUAUGAUGUAUGAAUGUCUUUUUUUUUUAAAUGUUAAAAUGUGUUGUCUAUUUAAUACAUUAAUUAAAAUGCACGUCAAUCACCACCACUUAUUUUCUUUUUUCACAUACCGUUAACAUUUUCUUCAAGUGUGUAAGUAGCUUUGCAAAUGUAAAAGUACUAAGUAUUUUCACUUGAGUUUUUGAAACCUAAUUCCAUUCCACAAGUUGUCACUUAGCCACUGUCACAGUGCAGUUAGUACUGUAGACUGCCUAUUGGCCGUCUUACUGUAGUGUCUGUCUACACAAAUAAUAGAGAUAGAAAAUGUGGUGUCACCGUUCAGUUACAAGAAAUCUGGGUUCUCAUCUAAAAGUGUAUAUUAUGAUUAAUAUUUUAUAGUUAACCAGAGUUCAGAAGAAAUGGUAAUGUUUUCUCUUAAUUUAAAUAAUUUUGUGCCUUUUUUGGUCAUUAAAACAUCACACAAGUUUACUUUACAUAUAUUUUAAUAUAAGUUAUUUCUUUGUGAGAUGCUAAUCUUCAGCCCUUACCAAAAGCAGCAGGGGUGGGGACAGAGACGCCUCUUUUUGCACUACUAUCAAUAAAUUUUAAAUUAGUUGGUUCUCAGUCAUUUUUUUAAAGCCUGCAUUCAAGUAAAUCUAACUAAAGUUUAAACAAACUGGCCAAGACACUAACUUUUAUGUAUAAUCAUGUUUUAUAUCUAUCUUUAUUGAGUAAAAAUAGUUAAGCUAUAUGUAAGUCCUGCACCAGAAUUUUUUUCCUCUUGGAGUAUUUUGGGAUUUGAAAAUAAUGGUUUGCUCCAAAAAAACCUAUUGUUUUCUCUACUGAGAAACCCAAUGUAGAAUUUGCACUGACAUUUUUAUUACUGCCUUUUUAAGAAUCAAUAGGUAUCUAAAUGUUAAGGCAUGUAUGAUCUUUGAUAAAAGUAUUCUUAUAUCUCUUCAAAUUAAAGUUGUAUAAAAGCUUCAAUAUCUUGCCUUAAAUUGGUUAACCAUUCUUUUCUAGGAUUCAAAUGUUGUGGCAUUUAAAAAAGAAAACGUUCAAUUUUGAUACUUAGACUUCAGUAAGGAGUGAAGCCACACCGUGUAACUCAUAGAUGGACUUACAUGCUGUUUACUAGCAGUGCAAACAUGAACAUGGCAUUUAGUCUGAUGCGUAAGAACCAAAUACUUUAAUUAUAGUAAGGUAGUGAGUAAAGAUGUAUAAUAUUUUUAUUAAUUUUUUGAAUAUAUUCAGUGGAUUGGAUGUGACUUCUUAACUGUACUAUGAUUGUAUUAAAAUAUUUCUGGAAUAAAGGAACUCUGCUAUCAUUUUUUUCCUUA
Molecule: messenger RNA, 8156 nt
Organism: Artibeus jamaicensis (Jamaican fruit-eating bat)
Lineage: Eukaryota; Metazoa; Chordata; Mammalia; Chiroptera; Phyllostomidae
Gene: PIK3C2A
Product: phosphatidylinositol-4-phosphate 3-kinase catalytic subunit type 2 alpha
Exons: 33
Coding region: 179-5242 (1687 amino acids)
Biological process (GO): phosphatidylinositol 3-kinase/protein kinase B signal transduction; phosphatidylinositol-mediated signaling; phosphatidylinositol-3-phosphate biosynthetic process
Cellular component (GO): phosphatidylinositol 3-kinase complex; plasma membrane; cytoplasm
Molecular function (GO): 1-phosphatidylinositol-3-kinase activity; 1-phosphatidylinositol-4-phosphate 3-kinase activity; phosphatidylinositol binding
Source: RefSeq, a predicted model, not a curated record